GGCUCCGCCGGGGCCCGCCAUGCCUUUUACCACACAGUCGCCUGCCAGUGGUGAGCAAUAUGUCCUGACAGCCAGCCUGGACAACGCCCGCAAUUUGUCCAGCCUCCUCAGGGCCGUCCACUUCCAGGAUCAUGCCACUUGCUUCGCCACGGCCAACGGCCUUCGGGUGACCGUGGAGGAUGCUAAAUGCAUUCAGGCCAAUGCUUUUAUCCAGGCAGAAAUUUUUCAGGAAUUUCAUGUUCAGGAAGAAUCAGUGGUGUUCCGAAUCAAUUUGGCUGUUCUUCUUGACUGCUUGACCAUUUUUGGUGCCAGUUCUUUGCCAGGAACAUCAACAGCUCUUCGGAUGUGCUACCGUGGUUAUGGCAAUCCCUUGAUGUUGUUCUUAGAAGAAGGAGGAGUAGUGACAGUGUGCAGAAUUAACACUCAAGAGCCUGAGGACUUGUUAGACUUCAAUUUCUGCAGUACCAACGUCAUCAAUAAAAUUAUCCUGCAGUCAGAGGGGCUGCGAGAAGCAUUUUCUGAACUUGAUAUGACCAGUGAAGUUCUGCAGAUUACCAUGUCUCCAGAUAAACCAUAUUUCAGGUUAUCCACUUUUGGAAAUGCAGGAAAUGCACAUCUGGACUAUCCCAAGGAUUCAGAUUUAAUGGAAGCAUUCCACUGUAACCAAACUCAGACAAACAGGUACAAGAUUUCUUUGCUUAAACCAUCUACAAAGGCACUGGCUUUAUCUUGUAAAGUCUCAAUUCGAACAGAUAACCGAGGAUUUCUUUCACUGCAGUAUAUGAUCAGGAAUGAAGAUGGACAGAUCUGUUUUGUAGAAUACUACUGUUGCCCCAAUGAGGAAAUCACUGAAGCAGAAUUGUAGCUGCAUAUUCUGAUUCUAGUGUCUGUAUUAUAUUUAUGAAGAUAUGAAGUGUUUUAUGUUUAUAAUGCUGAUUGAAAUCUGUAAAGAGAGAUAGAGUUGGUAAUAUUAUGUACUUUUUUUUACAGCUGUGGGAUUGAAAAUAACAAGUCUUGUUUCCUAAAUUCCCCUGCCAGUUUCUCAGCCUUGACACAGAAAAAAAGCAGAAAGUAGAAUUAAUCUCCAAAAGCCACAGCUACCACACACGUUAAAGCUGUCUUCUUGUAAUAUGCUGCAUAUGCACAACUUCCUCUUCCAGGAGACUCACAUCUCCAUCUUAGUUCUGCAUUCACUACCUCAUCCAACAAUGCUUUGGUGCAGGACUCCAUGAACAAAACCACCUUGGAGAUUUUUCAGCCAUUCUUCAAGCUGUUCCCCCAAAUCCAUGACAAAGAGCUGCAAGAAACAGAUUGCUGUGUGCAAGGGAGGUGGCCACCCAUACCAGUGCCCAUCAGCAGCCAUGGCCCAAGUCAGCUCCUGUGGGGCAACAGCUCUGCCAGAAGCACACGAGCUGGGCACUGGACUUUCCAGCACCCUGCCUGGAGCCUGGCAGAAGGGAUGGUUAAAGCUCCUGCUGAAGAACUUAGAAGCCUCCUACUCCUAGCUCAGAUAGGACAGUGGGCUAGUCCAAAAAUGAGCAAGUAGCAGAAAGCAGAAGUCAUCAAAGUAAACCCUGCAUUUACAGAAUUAGGUUAUGUAUUUGUACAUUGUGGAUUUUACCCUGUAAGUACCAAUAGAUCAUAGUGCUUUUAUACGACAACAGAAGCAGCAAGCUCCAAUGAUUCUGCUUGCUUGAAGAGCAGCAGACACUCAAGCAGAUGGUUUUCUUCUAGCCAUUUGCACACAAUCUGUGUAGUCCCAAGACCAGAGGAGUGAAUGUUUAGGUUCACAGGUGUUUCCCAUGGAGCUGCGCUCAUGGCCCAGGUCAGGCUACUCCUGCCCAUGUUGAAGCCUCCUGAGAGGAAAAGCAUCAGGUGCUGUGAGGUUGGGGUUUGCACUGCUGGAAGCUCACUCUGCAGAAUGCUGGGCUGCCUAUACAGAGGAAAGGACUGAUCUAGGACUGUCCUGUAGGAGCUGAGGAUGCUUUUACCUCUUCAUGGCGCUGGGUGACACAUUCCCUGCAAGCAGCCACAAUUCAGGGGUGCCCCAGUGAUUCCAGGCAAGCGGUGCUGCCCAUUGCUGCCUGUGGAAUGGGCUGGACCUUGGUUUUGGAGGCCCCUUCUCCCUGCUGCAGGAUAUGCCCUCGUGCUGCAGAGAUGAGGCACAGUGUGCCAAGCUGCAGAAUCUGCUGCUUCAAAACCCAGGCAGGACACCAGUGGAAAGAGCCCUGACACAGCCUGGGCUCGUGUGCUGUGGUGGCUGUGCCAUGGCCGUACUCCUCAGGGCAGCCAGGCACAGGUUAAUGCCAGGACGCUGCAGCUGAGGUGUACUGAACCAACAAAGAGAGGGAUUGGGGAAAGGAGGCACAGAAGGGUGCUGGGUGCACAGAGCUGCACACUGACCCUUUCAGGUCAAGCCCAAGCUUGGAAAUCACGUUGGACAAACUGAUUUGUAGAGGAACACAAUGCAAGUCACAUUAGCCAAAGCAUCUGGAGAAGAGUCUCACUUCCAUAUCCUCCAGCAGAUUUAAAACCACUCAGGUGCCAUGCAGCCUCUGUCUGGUACUGCAGGGCUUCCAGAAUCUGCUGCAAGCCCCACUGCUUCCCCCACACUGCAGCCUCCCAGCUGACAACCAGCUCUGCAACAUCUGCACAGCUGUGUCGUGCCCAGCUCUGCAAUAUCUGGCCAGCAGUGCCCAAGCCAAGCUGCUGAGCACAGCACUGCUGCUUCAGGAGCCGUGCUGCUAAAACCCAGAGGAGCCAUUUCUAGGGCUAAAUGCAGCCCUGACCUCUGUGUUUUGUGCCUUCCUUCCUCCAGCUGAAAGGGGCUCAGCAGAAGUUUUAUCUUUGUCUCUACCCUAUGGUUUUGUUAGGAAAAUGCAGCUUAAUCCAGCGCUCUUCUUGUUUCCCAGCCUUUUUUUCAAGGAUACAAAAGCAGACAAGCACUUUUGGACAGAGCUUUGGCACAUGCACGGCACUUGAGUUAGGGUACGAUGGUGCUAGAUGAGCUCUCGGGCUGCCAGCACAGCCACCACUGGGGAGCGCUUUGGUUCAGCUCGACGGGCAGAGCAGCCACGUGGCAGCAGCAGCCCGCAGCCGGCACAGCUGGGUGGGUGCUGCUCGCCUCCGAGGGCGGCCAGAGGCAGUCGCCAUCCCGCAGCCCUGCUCCCAGCAGCAGAGCUCCUGGAAGGGAUGAGGUCAGUGAGCUGUGCCUGUUUCCAAUCUCCAGCUGCUGGUAGGAGGCCCCAUUACCAACCGUCUGAACAUUUCAGGCUGGUGGAAAAUGUAAGGGGAGGGCCGGCACCAGGAACCUGGACAGAGCAGCAUUUGAGAAGGUUUUUAAAUCACGGACUGAAAAAUCGAUGAUUGUGUAAAUACCUGUGUUAAACUCAUCAAACAGGGGCCUGCCAGAGCAGCCAAAGGCAUGUAAACCACGAUGUGUUGCCUUACGAUGCUUCAGGAACCACACGCUGUAUCACAGACAUACUGUACCCUCCUGAAGCCAAUGCUGGGACCACAGACUUGGCAUAUUCAGGACUAAAUGCACAAACUUGAACUACUUGUACAAAGGGGCAAAUCUCAUGUCAGUGAGAUGCUGUCCCACAAUCCAAUUACUGGUGAGAUAGAGGCUGCUGUUUCUCUUAAAAAACCUUUUGCCCCAUGGUAUAUUACAGCUCAGCCCUUUACAGAUAUCUGACAAAGUGCUCCACUUGCCAGAGACAGUUUGCCAGCAGGAGCUUUCUACAGCUACAAAAAUCACAUCUUGAACCUCCUCAAAUACGGGAAACAUUAAAUCACAGCUUUGAAUUUCUUCUAGCUGUAGUUCACCACGGCAUGUAAUUCUAAGAAUGGUAUUAACAAUCAUUUUCAUAAAAAGAGAGUUGUUAUUGUCCUGAAAAGAAAACAAAAAGUAUGGUUACAGUCUGUGUUUAGUAUCUCUUACUUAUUUCCAGAUGGAUUCAAAUAGGCAGAUGUAAGAAAUUCGGGACAUUCACUUCUAUGAGGUUUUGCUAGGGGCUGGCUUGAGCUCACAAGUAUAACUGCUGACCCACAUUUAGGGAACAAGACCAUUGAAAGUUGAAACUCUGGAUCUGUUGCUUGACAUUAAAUGCAGAGCACUUUUACUGCUCCAUGCGGCAGAUCAAAACCAGAGCACGCGGAGGAUUUAAGCCACUGAUCUGGCUUCAAACCUUGCACCAGUUCAUAUUUGUUCGGAAAAUAGUACUCAGUUUUAUGCCUGUGUCUGCAGAAUCUGUGCUGGGUUACAUCAUGUCUGUCUAUGCGCUGCUUUGUGCCUCACACACAGCUCCUCCAGGACCUUUCCCACCCGUUUCCUCUACACGCCGCAUGAUGACCUGCAGUGCAGCUGCUGGGCUGCCAGCAGUGGCAAACAGCUGAAAGCACCAGAGGCUGCUCCUGCUCCAGGCCCCACGCCACAGCGGGAGGUGUGAUCUUACUAAUCCAUCAGCAAUCAGCAACUAAAUCAUUAAUAUACAAUGUGAAAUGACUCAAAUCUGGCCUGCCAGGUGAUCUCACUGUACUUACUCUGCACACCAGUCUCACUUGCAGCACUCUUGUUCAAAGGAAAUACACUACUGAGAAGCUUAGAGAAAUUUUGUACACAGUCAAAAGAGCUACUUGACCCUCGAGAUACUGCAAAACAUGGUACAAUUCCUGCCAUUUAUGUGGCUUGCCCUGAGACAAAGACACAAUUAGCAAGCUAGUUACUGAAAAAACUAGUUUUUCCAAUAAAACUUGAGAGAUGAUAAAAAGAGUAAAACUCACACAGUCAACCCUGAUAAAUAAAGAGAAUUUCACAUACACAGAUACGCAUGUGCUCACCCAUACAAACAUGCCCACAAAUACACUUCCACUGUAGUUCUGUGUACUGAGUGAAGUGCCAAGUGAUAAAGAACAGGAGAGAUGGGGGCCUCACCCACUUCUGACACUGGUCUAAGGUCUUUUUAAAACCCAUGAUUCUGUGAAUGCAUCCAGUGGUGAAUGGGAGAACUGUAUUAGUUAAGCACGAUACACAUGUGAGAGAUAGCUCUGAGCCUAUCCAUGCAACACAUGGCACGAUCCGCCAAACUGGUUGCACAGGGUUUGGAGUGGAUUCUGUUCCACCCAACAGCUCAGAGUUAAUUGCAAAGUUGCAAAUUCAGCUGACAAUUAUUUAAACACAGAACAUAGGACACAUUCGUACUACAAUAAAGCUGUGACUGUAGCAAGAUUUCCAUCAGUAAAAAAAGGAGCUAAAGUCAUAAAAAGAGCCCGGAUGAAAAAACUGGAAAUAGUUUAUUUGCUGCAUAAGGAAAGUUCUUGUAAAUUACAUAUAAAGAAACUUGCUAUGCUGUAGCGUAUAAUUUUCAGUAUUCCACAAAGAUAAUUGUAAUAAAUAUACAAACCAAAACAAGGUAGAAGACUAAAUCCAUCAGGCAACCUACAAAAUGGUUCACCAGGUUUUAUACUUUGCAGCAGUAGCAUGCUUAAAAUUUUGUUGUUCAUUCUGAAGUGCUGCAGCAAAAUUCUUUUCACAUUUCUUUGGAGCAUUUUCAAAACCACCUAACUAGAAAAUACUGUCCAAAAUAAGCAGGCACUAGUUAAACCACCCAAGAAACGUAACACCAAUGUCUAACUGAUGCAAAGGCAUGUUUUGUUUGUUAAUUUGUUUUAAAAAUCCAAUUUAGGUUUGCCAGGGUUAAGAAUUAUCUGAUAUAAGUGCACUAUGAGUCCAGCCAGCUGGACAAGAGCUGCUGGCUCUUGUCCUGUUGUGUCUCUAUAUUAACUUCACAGGUCAUACAGCUCUGGAGAUUUCUCUAGUAGAGAUGCAUCCACUAGCAGGGAGAAAACAAAUACCACAGUGAAGCUGCAAGAUCAGUCAAAUGUGCAGUGCCUCAAGUGCAGUGUGUGCUUAGAAAAUGUUUUCCAUAACUUUGUUCUAAACUACACUGGGCAUUUUUAUUUGACUUCUAAAUCUGAAAGUGCUGACAAAAGCAUUCUUGAUACCCCUGGCCUCUAGAAACAAAAUACAGGGAUUUUUGAUGUCUUUUGGAGUUCUCUACCUAUCAUUUCUACACUUGUUGACAUAUCAGGCUGAACGGCAUUUUACACCUCACUGCUCUGGACCACACUGACAGACAAGUCUAUUAUUCUGUACAGAUCGUGUUCGAACUGAGAACACUUCUCUGUGCUUUGCUAUUACUGAGUACUUGGGGGUAUAAAAAGAAAUUCUAAUACACGAUUACCUAAAAAUAUUUGUUAAUGAGCUUAAUGCAAAUAUUAUGUAGAAAAAAUGGUUUAGUUAUAAAAAAAAUUAAUUAGAGGGCCAAUAAAAAUAGACUGAAGAGAAGAUCUUUACAAAAGUGAGGUUAGGAAGUAUGAGGCAUUAACAUUCACUGUAAACAUCCUGUGUUCACUAGAAUCCCUUGUCUAAAGUAUAUGUUCUGGUUUUGUU
Lagopus muta (rock ptarmigan) is the source of this 6454-nucleotide messenger RNA. RefSeq names its product RAD1 checkpoint DNA exonuclease (gene RAD1). The record is from RefSeq and is a predicted model, not a curated record. Gene Ontology annotation, cellular component: nucleus; checkpoint clamp complex. Gene Ontology annotation, molecular function: 3'-5' exonuclease activity. The transcript is spliced from 5 exons. NCBI's taxonomy places the organism in Eukaryota, Metazoa, Chordata, Aves, Galliformes, Phasianidae. Gene Ontology annotation, biological process: DNA repair; DNA damage checkpoint signaling. Bases 20 to 865 code for a protein of 281 amino acids.